AUGGCGACGGCGACGAACGCGCCGUGGACGAUCGAUCGAUACGGUGGGAUCAUCGUCGAUAACGCGCACGAUGCGUUCGUGAGGGCGGCGCGCACGCCGGAGGCGUUCGACGCGACGCUGGGAGGGUGGUUGGCGACGUGGCGCGCGAGCGGCGCGCGAGGGGUGUGGCUGAAGCUCGCGCUCGACGACGCGCGGUUGGUUCCGGUGGCGAAGGAGCGCGGAUUUGAGUUUCAUCACGCCGAAAGAACGUAUGUGAUGAUGACGACGUGGUUGCCGAGCGAUGAGGCGUCGACGAUACCGAAUAAUGCGUCGCAUCAGGUUGGCGUCGGGGCGUUUGUGUACGACGGCGAAAACGAAAAGGUGCUCCUCGUGCAGGAACGACGAGGUCCGGCGAGCGGGAGAGAUCUGUGGAAGAUGCCGACGGGGUUGUUGGAGGCUGGGGAGGACAUUCCCGACGCGGCGGUGCGGGAAGUGUUGGAGGAGACUGGGAUCGAGACGACGUUCGACGCCGUCGUGGGGUGUCGACACGGCCACUUUGGGUUGUUUGGCAAAUCUGAUUUAUUCUUUUGCGUCGGCCUGCGCGUCAAGGAUGGAGCGUCGAGGGAGAUUAAGAUUCAGGAAACAGAGAUCGAGCGCGCGAAGUGGGCGAGCGUGGACGAGUUCUUGAAUAAUCCAAACAUCGAGCCGGGUUCGCACGCGCACGCGCUCCACGAGCGGUGCGUCCGAUGGAGCGUCGGCGAUUACGCGGGCAUCGUGGGUAAAAAACUACCCCUAGGAUUCGGGCGAUCGGGAGACGUGUACACGUACGUCACCACGGAAACAUAGCUGAUUUUGAUUGAUUCAUUGCUUUCGUGACUCUCGAGUUACUCUCGACGCUCGCUCGCUGGGCGACCCAGCCUUCGCCGCAGUGCGCGCCUCGCUCGAACUCGUGACGCAGCCUCGCGCGACCGCGCCGAGACAUCAAUCAGAUGUCGUUGCGCACCGUGCGCGCGCCGGCGUGCGCGUCCGCGUCCCGAACUCGCGGUGCGUGCGAACCCCAACGCCAACCUCAACGGCCCUCGUCCGAGCGAAAUCGCCACGCCGUCGUCGCGCGCGCGAAGAAGAGCAGAAAGACGUGCAAAUGUCCGAAGCGGCGUGGUUUUUGGAUCAGUUCAAGUACCAACAGCGAUACAAGGCGGAUACCAACGUGUUCAGCAUGCCGACGAGCGAGCUGCCGGGCGGGGACAAGCUCACGCCCGAGGGCGCGGCGGUGGGGGUUUUGUUUGGAUUGCUCGGUGUGUGGUUCGCGGUCGUUGGGGUGAAGCUGAUAAGCGUGACGUGGGCGUUGAUUUUUACGACGCUCAAGUACAGCGCGAUCGCGGGCGUGUUGGUGCUACUGGGAAUACUA
Molecule: messenger RNA, 1387 nt
Organism: Ostreococcus lucimarinus CCE9901
Lineage: Eukaryota; Viridiplantae; Chlorophyta; Mamiellophyceae; Mamiellales; Bathycoccaceae
Exons: 1
Coding region: 1-825 (274 amino acids)
Molecular function (GO): NAD binding; NADH pyrophosphatase activity; ADP-ribose diphosphatase activity
Source: RefSeq, a predicted model, not a curated record